UGAAGUAAAAUGCCAGACAGUUUUGGAUAUUAUAGCUGCCUGUAAAACAUCUAAGGCACCUGGCUUUGAUAAUAUAUCGGCUAGCUUGAUCAAAUUGACGUCCGAAGUGAUUAUCCAUCCACUGACACAUUUAAUAAAUACUUGCAUACGACUUGGUAACAUUCCUAUUGAUUGGAAAUCUGGGCAAUUAACUCCAAUAUUCAAGAAGGGGCAGGAGCAGAAUAAUAUGGAGAAAUCCUGUUAUAGACCUGUGACGGUAUUAGUUAUAUUUGACACCAUAUUCGAAAAAUGUCUAUAUCAACAAUUAUAUGAAUGGUUUGAGGAACAACUGGUCCGUAAUCAAUCGGCUUUUCGUAAACACCAUGGAUGUGAUACGUCGUUACUUAAUCUAAUAGAAAAUUGGAAGUUUAAUCUUGAUUAG
Messenger RNA from Paramuricea clavata, 421 nucleotides. NCBI's taxonomy places the organism in Eukaryota, Metazoa, Cnidaria, Anthozoa, Malacalcyonacea, Plexauridae. The record is from the annotation of a GenBank genome assembly.